GGAAGUGGGCGGCCAGGAGGCAGGGCUGGGGGCAGUCCGCGAGGGCCAAAGCUGGAGUAGGGCUCCGGGCCCGGAAGGCUGAGAAGCGUGACAAAGCCCACAGGCGAAAUCAAAGAGGGGCCUUCGCGCCCCGCGGGGAGAGAAACCCAGUUACACCGGGUGGGAGCCGGCUCUCUGUGAAGAUGGCGGGGCCGGAGCUGCUGCUCGACUCCAACAUCCGCCUUUGGGUGGUCCUACCCAUCGUUAUCAUCACCUUCUUUGUGGGCAUGAUCCGCCACUACGUGUCCAUCCUGCUGCAGAGCGACAAGAAGCUCACCCAGGAGCAAGUCUCCGACAGUCAGGUCCUAAUUCGGAGCAGAGUCCUCAGGGAAAAUGGAAAAUACAUUCCCAAACAGUCUUUCUUGACACGAAAAUAUUACUUCAACAACCCAGAGGAUGGAUUUUUCAAAAAAACUAAAAGGAAGGUAGUGCCUCCUUCUCCUAUGACUGAUCCCACUAUGCUCACAGACAUGAUGAAAGGCAAUGUAACAAAUGUGCUCCCUAUGAUUCUUAUUGGUGGAUGGAUCAACAUGACGUUCUCAGGCUUUGUCACAACCAAGGUCCCAUUUCCACUGACUCUCCGUUUUAAGCCAAUGCUGCAACAGGGAAUUGAACUACUCACAUUAGAUGCAUCCUGGGUGAGUUCUGCAUCCUGGUACUUCCUCAAUGUCUUUGGGCUUCGGAGUAUUUACUCUCUGAUUCUGGGCCAAGAUAAUGCCGCCGACCAGUCAAGGAUGAUGCAGGAGCAGAUGACGGGAGCAGCCAUGGCCAUGCCUGCAGACACCAACAAAGCUUUCAAGACAGAGUGGGAAGCUUUGGAGCUGACAGAUCACCAGUGGGCACUAGAUGAUGUCGAAGAGGAGCUCAUCGCCAAAGACCUCCACUUUGAAGGCAUGUUUAAGAAGGAAUUACAGACCUCGAUUUUUUGAAGACCACACAGGGAUUUGCUGUGUCAGGAACUCAGAGCAGUGGUUAACUUUAUAACUUUGAUUUGAGCUGGACCCUCUCAGAAUAAAAAGAAGGAUGCAUGAGCUGG
This is a messenger RNA of Lutra lutra (Eurasian river otter), 1075 nucleotides long. RefSeq names its product ER membrane protein complex subunit 3-like. Gene Ontology annotation, cellular component: EMC complex; membrane. The transcript has a single exon. The record is from RefSeq and is a predicted model, not a curated record. Gene Ontology annotation, biological process: protein folding in endoplasmic reticulum. NCBI's taxonomy places the organism in Eukaryota, Metazoa, Chordata, Mammalia, Carnivora, Mustelidae. Bases 183 to 968 code for a protein of 261 amino acids.